Molecule: messenger RNA, 1164 nt
Organism: Triticum aestivum (bread wheat)
Lineage: Eukaryota; Viridiplantae; Streptophyta; Magnoliopsida; Poales; Poaceae
Exons: 1
Coding region: 1-1164 (387 amino acids)
Source: RefSeq, a predicted model, not a curated record
AUGUACCCAGCCAGGCAUAGCGUGGCCACACGGAUAGUCUUCGCCGUCGAAGCUCGGCCCUUCCGCCUGCCCGUCGCCGCCGGUCACCAGACUCACCACAGCUCCUGCGGCAAGUGGCUCGUCUUCGAGCGUGACGACGGCGCAUACUCGCUGCUGGACCCGUUCUCCGACGCCACGGCACCCGUGGCGCUACUCCCCAGCCUGUCCAGCGUGUGUGUCCGUCACGAGCCCAUCGUGGCCGUGGCCGAGCGGGAGUUGCUGGAGUGCAGGUAUUCGUUGACCCCGCGUGAGAGAGACGCCGAGCCACAGACAGCGGUGUCCUUACUCAAGCUCGUGGUCUGCUCGGCCCGCCUGGUCGCCGCGGUCGUUGGCCAAGGGCGGCACGGCAAGCUCGCGCUGUGCCGGCUGGGCGCUCCUGCGUGGUCGCUGAGCGGCCGAGACCAAUGGAGGCGGCUCAAAGACAUGGCCUUCUACAGGCGCAAGCUGUACGCCGUCGACCAGAACGAAGACCUGCUCGCGGACACCGUCGCUGACGACGGCAGCGACGACGAGCUUCCGACCAUCUCUCGGCUUGACCGCGCCAUAAAGGGCCGUCCCCCGCCGUUGAGCCAGUUUCGCCGCGCCACGCUGCACUACCUCGUCGAGUCCGGCGACGGCGCGCUGCUGAUGGUCCGCAGAGAGAUCUCCCGCGUACGCAUGCAGCGGGCUGCGCCGGUCACGCCGGAAGGCGCAAUGGACGAGGACAUCACCGUGUUCAGGGCUGACUUCGGCAGGUCGAGGUGGAAGGAGGAGAGGGGCGCCCUCGGCGGCGACCAAGCUCUGUUCGUCGGGCGGUGGUGCUCCAGGGCCGUGCGCGUGCCGGACGAGCGCAUGAAGGAGUGGGCGGACCGCAUCUUCUUCCUGCAAGACGGCACAGGCGAGGAGUGGCACGUCAGGCGGUUGCGCUAUUCUGUGAGCGUCUACAUGGUGAAAGGAGGCAACUUCAGUUGGUCCGACCUCCGCGGCCAGAGGGAGGGCGGAGCCGCUCCUGCCGGUGAUGGCGUCGCCGAACGGGGACUGUUAGACUUGUGGUUUGGUGGAAACUGGCUCAACGCAUCUGGUGCGUGGCCUAUCAUUUUAUAUAGGGUAUCAAGAGAUACAAUACAGGUACAAAUACAGUUGUGA